Miscanthus lutarioriparius is the source of this 2985-nucleotide messenger RNA. The record is from the annotation of a GenBank genome assembly. Lineage: Eukaryota; Viridiplantae; Streptophyta; Magnoliopsida; Poales; Poaceae.
AUGGCGGCCGCCGGCGCGGCGUUCUCCAUCCGGGAGUACGCGGCGCGGGCGCGGGCGGAGGGUGGCGGGAGCUGGCCCUUCGGCGGGGACGCGGGGCCGCUGCCGCCGGUGGAGGUGCGGCGGUUCCUGUGGUGGCAGGACGAGGCGGCGGCGGUGGAGGAGGAGGAGGAGGUCGAGGUGGAGAGGAGGAUGGCGGCCAAACGCCGCAAGCGCUCCGUCGCCGAGCUCUUCGCCGCCGUGCCGCAGGUGCCCCGAGGCGGCGGCCAGCAGGGGUCUGGGAAGGGGAAGAAGGCUGCCAAGAGGAAGGCGGACAAGGACAAGGGAAAGCUAGUGCUCGCUGUCAGUGUUAAGACCAAGAAGAAGAGAAAGGUUCCGGCCGUGAUCGAUGUGAGAGAAAAGGAGAAAAACAGCGGGGUAAAGGUCACCUCAAUUAGCAUUUCUAAGUCAGUUCAGCAUUCCAUAAAAAAGAGGGAGCCCAAGAAUUCUUCUUCCAAGAAAAAGGAAAAGCAAGAGGUCUCAGUCUUACUGGACAAGAAAAGUAAGAAGGGAAACAGAAAGUCAGUUAUGGAAAGACACACAAAGGAUAUGACAAACAGUGUUCAAGCUCAAAGCAUUUGUAAGAACCAGUCAAAAGCAGGUUUUAGCACAGUACUGAAUACCACAGAUAUGAGGUGUAAAUCGCAUUCUUCUUGCAAAUCAAAGCAUGUUACCUUUUCUGAUGGCACUGUCAAAUUUAGAAGGACUGCACAUCUACCUGAAGAUAAUACAAAGCAACCACAAUCUGUACAGACAUUCCAGCAACCCACUCAGGAAGGUUGUGAUCACCGCAAUACAGAUGAGCAACAGUUGGUUUAUCAACAAUCAGAAGCUAUAUCAGGGGCUGUUGAGAGUACCAGUUCUUUAUCUGAAAAUUUAGUACCAGUUGGUGUUUGCCGUACAAUCCCACUUACCAAACCAAAAGAUAUCACUGUACUGGGCAAUUCAGUGGAUCUGAACCACUGCAUAGAAACUUCUCAUGGCAGUAACUGUUUGAAUUCCGCAAGUUUGGCAUGCUUAUCUAGUAAGGUGCCUUGUCAAAGCUUCAAAGGUGUGGACUCUCAUCUGAAUGGUGACAAUAGCUUAAGUCUUGAUGUUGAGUGCCUUGGAGAACAGAACCAUAUGACUUCACAAGCAUCAUUUAAUCAUGUUAGUUUGGCAGCCAAGGCAAUAUCAGGUGAUAGGAGCCCAUUGUCACAGCCUUCUGGUUCUUGUUUAUAUGAUAGGAGCAGAAGCACAUUCCAGGAGAGGGCAGUUGCCUUCGGCAAAGUUAGUUCUGAGCUUCUUAGAUCUGGUAACAUGGUGAGAAGCAUAAGCUCCUCAACAGGAUCAAAUAAACCAGCACAAGCCGCUGAUUGUAUAUCUGCAUGCAGGAACAAUCACAACUGUGAUGACUAUGUCGGCCUUCCUAUUAAUUCACGAGGUGAAUUCGUCAAGGUUCAUCCUGGUGGCACCCCUAAUUCUGUUGACAUUUUUAGGAGGCAGUGUUUGGGGGAGAAUUCCUCAUGUCCCUCAGCUUCUCCAACCGUUUUCAGUUCUAUUACCUGCACGGAUCAUGUCAAUUUGAGACCCAGCUAUCAUGCUCGACAAAUUUGUGCAAUUGAUCAGUCUGUUUUUCAUGCAGAACCUCGUUUUACUCCAACAGCCCCAAUGGCAUAUGGGACGGAUGUCAGGCAGUUGCCAAGUUCUGAAAGAACAAAAAUUCAUUACUACACAAUUCCGAGCAACAAGUAUCCAUGCGCCAAACAGCAAGAGCUUUCAAUGGAAUGCUUUUGCUCUGAAUGUUUGGGGCAUCAUAAUCCACAGCAGAAGCUACUUGGGAUGCGAAACCACUAUCUAAGCCAGAACUUUGGGCAGGACACCCAACACAAUGCCGAAACAACAGUGCGCCUUAUGGGAAAAACAGUUACACUUGGGACCAGCAGCAUACAGUGUACACGUCUGAAUAAUGAAACUCCAUGUUCCAGUAAACAAAGUCAAGCUGAAGAUCAGUUCUUCCAGGGAACACGUACAAAAGUUUUUCCAGAAUUGUUUCAUGGAGGACUGGUAUAUCCCCCAUCUGCAUGUAGGAUUCCGGAUGGAGAGAGACAACCAUCUGGAAACCCAUCACAUUUUUCUUUUGUUCCAGCAGCUGUACGGGCUUUUGUGCCUGGUACCAGUGGUUUCAGAACAAAUGGUCACAGUCAGCAACCUGAACUAGCAACAGCCAAUAAUCGCUAUGUUCAGCCAGUGAACUGGCGCAACGAAAGUGAGCUAGGGAAUCAGCAGCCAGUUAUGGCAAAUCAAGUUCAGAGUAACACCAAAGACAUGCUGUUGGGUUCUAUACACUGCAGACACACUCAAACUGUUGCGCCAGAGUCAUCUUUCAAUACAAGGAGCAGUGCCAGAAACUUCAUGGAAAAAGGACCAGCGUCGUACCAGUCCAGUUAUCUUACGCAACAACAGUUCAGCAACAUGGCACCGAGAACCGCGGCAUCCUCUUUUGCGUCAGGCUAUGCUGUUCAGAAAACCCCAGGUCUAACAACUCAUACAAAAUUCACGUCGCUCCGACCAUUGCCCCCUUCGGUCAUCCCUUCCCAUGUUUACAGCACUGAGUAUGCACCACCGCCCCAUGGAUCUGUUACUACCUUUCACCCAUCAGUUCCCAUACCGUAUCCACCGAGCAAUUCUAGUGCUCCUGGCGACGCAAUAUUUGGAAUUGAGAGCAUGAGGUGGACUAUGAUGGGAUCAAGGCCUGAAGGCUUGGAACAUUUGAGGAACAGCAAAAGACCAGCAGAAAAGGAUGAUGUGCCCCUGACGUUACCAAAGAAACCUUGCACCGUCGCACAGAAGGGGUUACAUAUGUUGCCGUUUGCAGAAACGGGUUUGGAGUUCCGGGGAUCCAGUCCAGAUGUGCAGCCACAGCCACAGCCUAUCUGUCUGGACGACGAAGGUGAAGCUGAUCUUUGA